AUGUCCGUCCCCCGGCUCGUCCGCAGCCUGCACACGACGGCCCGCGUCGCCGACGCAGCAGCAGCGGUCGCGACGACGUCUGCGGCUGUCGCCCCGCCGCGCUUCACUCCCAAGGGCCGCCCGAUCCCGACCCGCCCGCCGCGCACGACACGGGUCAACCUCCCCUCUGGCCUGCCCGAGCCGCCGAGCUACCCGCCGCCAGCGAGCUACUUCACCGAGCUGACCGAGCUCGAGGCCAAGCUGUCGGCCGAGCAGCGCAGCCCCAAGCCCCACCCCCUGUGGGCGUUCUUCCACGUCCCGCCCGCGGCCAUGCGCAAGAUCGGCGCAAAGACGCAGUUCCCGCCUGAUAUGGGCAGUCUGGAGCGGCUCGACGACGAGGCGGCUGCUAUUGCUUCUGGCCGCUCGUGGACCGCCGCCGAGCUCCGACACAAGUCGUUCGAGGACCUCCACACGCUGUGGUACGUCCUCGUGCGCGAGCGCAACGUUCUCGCCACGCAGCGCGAGGAGCGGAGGCACCAGGGCAUCCCGCCCGGGUACGGAGGCGAGGUGUUGACCAAGCGCGGAUAUCGGUGCCGCAAAACCAUGGCCCGCAUCAAGUACGUCCUCAACGAGCGCCGUCUCGCCCUCAUCGCCGCUGGUGGCCCCGAGCUGGGUCCCGCCGAGCCCCACCACGACGUCCUCGCUGCGUCUGCCGCCAUUGACGGCUCGGCCCCCGUGCCCAGCCUUCAGUCGCUCAUGAGGCCCAAGCGGACCAAGAAGGCCAAGAAGGUCAAGCCUGAGCUCAUCGAGGCUGCCAAGGCCGAGGUCGCUGCCGAGAUCGCGGCUCAGGCUGCCGUCGAGGACGCUGAGGUCGCUGCCGAGGUCGCUGCGGAGGCCGCCGCUGAGGUCGCUGCAGAGAAGGUGGCCGAAGUCGAGGCCGACGCCGCGAAGAAGCAGUAG
This is a messenger RNA of Vanrija pseudolonga, 939 nucleotides long. RefSeq names its product 54S ribosomal protein L4, mitochondrial (gene MRPL4). Bases 1 to 939 code for a protein of 312 amino acids. Gene Ontology annotation, molecular function: structural constituent of ribosome. Gene Ontology annotation, biological process: mitochondrial translation. Gene Ontology annotation, cellular component: mitochondrial ribosome; mitochondrial large ribosomal subunit. The record is from RefSeq and is a predicted model, not a curated record. The transcript has 3 exons. Lineage: Eukaryota; Fungi; Basidiomycota; Tremellomycetes; Trichosporonales; Trichosporonaceae.